AAAUCGGUCAAGCUGUAUGUGUCAGGACUCCGCCGGCGACCGAGGUUCAGUGAGAUUUGCCGACAAUGAGCGACUCUUCUCGACAACCAUCUGAAUAAAAAAUCUCAAAUUUAUGGGGUUUUCAUUUUUAUAUAAGUUAUCGAUUCUCCAGGCUAGAUAUGCUUAAUGGUCAGACAGAUGUUACAUACUUUAAACUAAAGUGCAAUCGGUUGUUAUAUAUCUUAGCCCAUUACCCCAUACAGAAUCCGGAGUACAUUCUCAAAAACCAUGACUUCAACACGCUGUCCUUUCUGCAAUAUCGCAGCAAAAUACCCUCCCAUCUCACCGUUAUCCUUCAACUCCAAUCCAGAUGAUGCCAUAACCACGACCCCAGACCCCCUACUAUCGCGUCUUCGCGCCGAAACAGCAGAGACAGGGUCAGGACAGGGAUCAGGGUCCGGUUUAGAGCCAGAGUUAGAGUCGGAGUCGUCGCGUGCGUACCUGAUUCUCUCCACGGAAUCCGUUCUCGCAUUUCUGGAUAUUAUGCCAUUGACUAGGGGCCAUGUUUUGGUGACUACGAGGGAGCAUUGUGGGACGGUGGGGGAUGUCGGAGUCACAACUGGGAGGGAGCUUGGAAAAUGGAUACCCAUUAUUUCACGGGCUGUGAUGAAGACGCUUUUCGGGGAUGCCGAGGCACAUUGGAAUGUAGUUCAGAAUAACGGCAUAAGAGCUGCUCAAGUAAUCCCCCACGUCCACUUCCACAUCGUCCCCAGGCCACCACUGGACCAGCCAGUUAGCGCGAACAAGGCAAGCUAUGUAAUGUUUGGUCGCGGGCAAAGGGACGAAUUGGACGAGGAAGAAGGGGAGAAGUUGGCUAGUGAGAUCCGAGAAGAGCUGGCGAGGGAAGUUCAGCGCGUUAGGAAUGUAGAAGGGGUGGGCUUGGAGGGAGCCUCGCGGCAAGAUGAUGGAAAGAGAGGUGGAAAAUUAUGAACAUUUGAUUUGGUAUCUAACUUUUGUUAAAUGUCUAUGCGAUUGGUAAUAUCUAUUCAUCGUGAGUUUUCUCUUGCUCUUUGGCGAGCUUCUUUUCGUUUUUGGUGAAAUACUAGGUCGAUUAGAUAUUGAUUCCAACGAUCAAG
Molecule: messenger RNA, 1115 nt
Organism: Aspergillus ruber CBS 135680
Lineage: Eukaryota; Fungi; Ascomycota; Eurotiomycetes; Eurotiales; Aspergillaceae
Product: HIT family protein
Exons: 3
Coding region: 268-969 (233 amino acids)
Biological process (GO): nucleotide metabolic process
Molecular function (GO): catalytic activity
Source: RefSeq, a predicted model, not a curated record